Messenger RNA from Anisakis simplex (herring worm), 333 nucleotides. NCBI's taxonomy places the organism in Eukaryota, Metazoa, Nematoda, Chromadorea, Rhabditida, Anisakidae. The record is from the annotation of a GenBank genome assembly.
AUGCGAUUAAAACGUGAAUUGGAUUUAUUCGCUAACGUUGUUCACAUAAGAACUUUCGACGGAAUCAAAACGCGACACAAUAAAAAGUUAGAUUUUAUAAUCGUUCGUGAGCAAACCGAAGGUGAAUACUCAUCGCUGGAACACGAAUUGGUGCCUGGCGUUAUUGAAUGCCUUAAAAUAAUGACACGAACAAAGUGUGAUCGUAUCGCGAAAUUUGCCUUUGAUUAUGCUACUAAGCAUGGAAGGCGUAAAGUGACGGCUGUGCAUAAAGCGAAUAUAAUGAAACUUGGCGAUGGACUCUUUUUGAACAGCUGUAGGGAGGUUCGUUUCUGA